This is a messenger RNA of Phlebotomus papatasi, 5279 nucleotides long. RefSeq names its product multidrug resistance-associated protein 1-like. The record is from RefSeq and is a predicted model, not a curated record. The transcript is spliced from 7 exons. NCBI's taxonomy places the organism in Eukaryota, Metazoa, Arthropoda, Insecta, Diptera, Psychodidae. Gene Ontology annotation, biological process: transmembrane transport. Gene Ontology annotation, cellular component: membrane. Gene Ontology annotation, molecular function: ATP binding; ABC-type transporter activity; ATP hydrolysis activity. The coding region runs from base 327 to 4862 and encodes 1511 amino acids.
UCCUCGUUGUAACUUGUGAUAUUUGCAGACAUUCGUCUUUGACCAAUCUUGUGAUCUUUGAUCUUGAUUGUAGUGAAGUGGUAAUCACAGAGAAAUUGUGAGUUUUCUCACAACAGCAAUGACCCAAAAUACCUGAAACUGAUUGAAAAGUUCGUGUAAAACCUUUGUGGACAAUACUUUUCCAAAAAGGACACUAACAUUUUAUUCUGUCCCAGAAGGACAAAUAAAAUUAGAUUGACGUAUAGUGAUUCAGUGAUUUCUACGUCUCAUUGUAAUACUUAAGCCAUCUUAUCUCAACACCAAAAAGGGAGAUUGGAGCAAGGACAAUGCAAGACUUCUGUGGAGGUCCUUUUUGGGACGACGAUCUCACGUGGGCAACGGAAAACCCAGACUUUACGCCAUGCUUUCACAAGACGGUUAUGAUAUGGGUGCCAUGUGGGUUUCUUAUCUUGUUCACACCGCUGGAGCUGUAUUUUAUUGCCACAAGCAAACACGGCCGAAUUCCUUGGACCUUUCUGAAUGUGGGUAAAACCAUUACAACUUUUCUUCUGUUUACUCUGGCCACAGCUGACCUUGCUAUAGGAACUGAUCUCUGGAUAGCCGAAGAGCCUGGGAUCUAUCCAGUUCACAUAGUGACACCUGUGAUCCUUAUGGUUACCUUCCUGAUAGCAUCGACCCUGAUGCUGCUUCACAAAAAGAAAGGCAUAAGAUCAUCAGGACUCAUGUUCCUCUUCUGGUUUAUGAUUGUCUUCCUCGGAAUAUUUAGGUUCCGUUCACAACUGAUGAAUUUCGAUCCAGAUGGUAAUGCCGUCGAGGAACAAAUAGAUUUUCAUACAUACCAAUAUGGCAGUAUGAUAACACACUUCAGUCUCUGUAUUAUUGCCUUACUCUUGAACUGCUUCUCUGAUGCACCACCCGAAGAUCGUAUCAAAGUCGGAAAACCAAGUCCUGAACUUUCAUCGAGUUUUCUGAGGAAGCUCUUUUUCCAGUGGUUUGAUCCAAUGACAUGGAAAGGAUACAGGAGGCCCCUGGAAAUUGAUGAUAUGUGGGAUCUAAACACAGAUGAUCGAUCACGAAGCCUUGUUCCUGAUUUUGAUAAAUACUGGUACCAAAGUGUGGAGAAAAAUCGAACCAAGGAAAAUGCCAAUAUUAAUGCUAAGAAAAAUGCACAGAACGGAUAUAGCAAUGGAACAGCUUUUCAAUCUUCCAGUCACAAUAAGCCUCAUGGGAAAACCAAUGGAUCCGUUCUUCCAGCUAUGGUCAAAGCUUUUGGAGGACCUUUCUGGUUUGCUGGUGUCCUUAAGCUUAUCAUCGAUCUUUUGUCGUUCGCUUCACCACAGCUUCUAGGGCUACUGAUCGCUUUUACAGCUAGUCCAGAAGAACCACUCUGGAGAGGAUUAUUUUACGCUUUCUUGAUGUUUGGUGCAGCCCUACUUACACUUUUCCUCAACGGACAAUAUUUCCACUUAACAUUCGUGGUGGGAUUUAGAAUUCGUAGUGCCUUGAUUUCUGCCAUAUAUAGGAAAGCCUUACGAGUAUCCAGUUCUGCUAAGAAGGAUUCAACUGUUGGUGAAAUUGUGAAUCUAAUGGCAGUUGAUGCUCACAGAUUCUUUGAAUUGGUGUCUUACUUGCAUCUGCUGUGGUCUGGACCUCUGAUUAUGGCCCUCGCCCUGUACUUCCUUUACGAUCUUCUAGGAGCUGCAAUUUUCGCUGGUUUGGCCGUGAUGAUCCUAAUGAUACCUUUCAACGCAUGGAUUGCCAUUAAGUUGCGAGCCUUGCAAAUGGAUCAAAUGAAGAAAAAAGACCAUCGAGUGAAGAUAAUGAACGAAAUUCUAAGUGGUAUGAAAGUUCUUAAGCUUUAUGCGUGGGAGCCAAGUUUUGAACAGAAUGUCAAAGAUAUUCGUGAGAAAGAAAUGAAAGUCUUGAUAAGGAUGGCAUACUACAGUGCUGGUACUUUCUUCGCAUGGACUCUGGCACCAUUCCUGGUAUCUUUGGCUUGCUUUACAACUUACGUCUUUAUGGAUGAAAACAACAACCUUGACGCAACCACUGUCUUCAUGUCUCUCGCUUUACUCAACAUUUUACGUAUGCCAAUGACGAUGUUCCCAAUGAUCAUAACAAUGUCUAUGCAAGCUUUAGUUUCCAUCGAACGUAUCAAUAAGUUUAUGAACAGUGAAGAACUAGAUCCUGAUAACGUCACUCAUAAUCCUCAUAGGAGUGCUCUCCUUGUUGAAAACGGGGUAUUCACAUGGGGAGAAGAAGAAAUCACUCUGAAGAAUGUCAAUAUGGAAGUCUCAAAGGGGUCACUUACAGCAGUCGUUGGACCAGUUGGAUGUGGAAAGAGUUCCUUGAUCAGUGCACUUCUGGGUGAAAUGGAGAAGAAGCAAGGAAAGGUAAACACAGACGGAUCUAUCGCUUAUGUUCCUCAACAAGCUUGGAUUCAAAAUGCUACUCUUCAAGAUAAUAUCCUUUUCGGUCUGAAGAUGAAUCGUGAGUAUUACGACAAGGUAAUUGAAGCAUGUGCUCUGAAAUCGGAUAUUGACAUGCUUCCUGGUGGCGAUCAAACGGAAAUUGGUGAGAAAGGUAUCAAUCUUUCUGGAGGGCAAAAGCAAAGAGUAUCUCUAGCCCGAGCAGUGUACAGUAAUGUUGACAUUUAUCUUCUGGAUGAUCCAUUGAGCGCUGUAGAUGCUCAUGUUGGCAAACACAUUUUUGAUAAUGUUGUUGGUCCUCGAGGAUUGUUGGCCGGAAAAACCAGACUAUUGGUCACCCAUGGAAUCUCUUACUUACCACAUAUGGAUGAAAUUCUUGUCAUAAGCGAUGGAGAAAUAAGCGAGAGUGGGAAUUAUAAGGAGCUUUUGGCUCAGAAGGGUGCAUUUUCAGAAUUUUUGCUGCAACAUAUUCAAGAGAUGGAGGAAGAUGAAGAUCUAGAAGAAAUCAAGGAUGUUCUAGCUAUCAAACCAGAAGGUCGGCAACUUCUUGAACGAGCACUUUCAGUGAGAUCUGCGUCAUCAAAGGGAUCAAAGAAGGGUUCGAUGAGAAAGCGAGCUAGCAAGUUAGAUAAAAAUGAAAUUGUUGUUCCGAAAGCGGGAACAGUUCUUAUUGAAAAGGAAGAAUCCGCAACGGGAAAAGUCAGUUGGGCUGUUUACAUAAAGUAUUUCAAGGGUAUAGGUAUAUGGAUGACAUUCUGGGCCCUUCUUAUGAAUCUACUGAAUCAGGCUUGUUCAGCGGGAGCAAAUCUUUGGCUAGCUGUUUGGGCUGAAGACGAAGAAGCUCAUCUUCCCGCAAACAGAGAUAUGUACCUUGGUGUGUAUGGAGCUCUAGGUGUAGGACAGGCGAUAACUCUCUUCUUCAGUACUGUAGUCCUUGCUAUAGGAUGCCUAAAUGCAGCGAAAACUCUGCACCAUAAGCUUCUAGGCCAUACCCUACGUCUACCAAUGUCCUUCUUCGAUACAACUCCUCUGGGAAGGAUCAUGAAUCGAUUCUCGAAAGACGUCGAUAUUGCUGAUAAUAUCCUACCAAUGUCGAUUAGAUCUUGGAUAUUGAUGGUAUUUUCAGUUGUAUUCAUAUUUGUGGUUAUCAGUAUAACCACCCCAAUAUUCAUGAGUGUUAUCAUACCGAUCGGUAUCUUCUACUACUUCAUCCAAACCUUCUACGUAGCAACUUCAAGGCAACUGAAAAGAAUUGAAUCCGUUACGAGAUCCCCUAUCUACUCUCACUUUGGAGAAAGUCUUACUGGACAGUCGACUAUUAGGGCAUAUAGUAAACAGGAAGGCUUUACGAAGCAGAACGAAGACAAAGUAGACUAUAACCAGAUGUGUUCGUAUCCAAGUAUCAUUGCUAAUCGUUGGUUAGCAAUUAGAUUGGAACUUGUAGGUAGUUUGGUCAUCCUGUUUGCCUGUCUAUUUGCUGUACUUGGCCGCGAAAACAUCGAUCCGUCGCUUGUAGGGCUGUCAGUGACUUAUGCCCUACAAACCACUCAGGUCCUCAACUUUAUGGUGAGGAUGACUGCUGAAGUGGAAACCAAUAUUGUAGCCAUUGAACGUAUGGAAGAAUAUUCCGAUGUGGAGAAAGAAGCUGAAUGGGAAAAGGGAGAACGUGAUCCACUAUGGCCUCAUGAAGGACGAGUCGAAUUCGAUGACUUCCAAGUGAGGUACCGUGAAGGUUUGGAUCUGGUACUGAAAGGUAUCACCUUCUCCGUGCAAAGCUGUGAGAAGGUUGGCAUUGUAGGACGAACUGGUGCUGGAAAAUCAAGCUUAACUCUUGCUCUCUUUAGAAUUAUUGAGGCUGCUGGCGGAAAGAUCACAAUAGAUGACAAGAAUAUCGGAGAACUUGGUCUACAUAAUCUUCGUUCCCGCCUUACAAUUAUUCCCCAGGAUCCAGUUCUCUUUUCUGGCUCUCUUAGAAUGAAUAUUGAUCCCUUCCAAUCCUACAGCGACGAUGAUAUCUGGCGCGUUCUCGAACUUUCCCACCUGAAGCAUUACGUGAAGGGUCUGCAGGCUGGACUUCUUCAUGAAAUAUCCGAAGGAGGAGAAAACCUAUCUGUGGGUCAACGUCAGUUAAUUUGUUUGGCCAGAGCUCUUCUGAGAAAAACGAAGGUUCUGGUUCUUGAUGAAGCCACUGCUGCUGUUGAUCUUGAAACAGAUGACCUUAUUCAGAAGACCAUUCGAUCUGAAUUCAGCGACUGCACUAUUCUAACAAUUGCUCACAGAUUGAACACUAUCAUGGACUCAGACAAGGUCAUUGUAUUGGACAAGGGUGAAAUUGCUGAGUUUGAUAGUCCAAGUAAUCUACUGCAGAAUCCUAAUUCCAUCUUCCACAGCAUGGCAAAGAACUCAGGGCUGUUGAGCAACACAACUAGCUAACUAAAAAAUUUAAGGGAAUGGUUUAAACUUUAAAUAGUUAGAAAAUAAAAGUAUGGUAGUGUUUAGUGGAACUGCCAUCCCAAAUAUUGACGACUGAUUUAAAACUUAGAAUUCCCAUGCACAUUCGUCAAAGAUUUUUAGGUAGUCAUGGAGACUAUGGGUUUAAGAUUCAGUAUUUUGAAAUUAAAAUUUACGGGUAUUAAGUUAUUUUAAGUCAAAGUAGAAAAACAAAAGAAGUUUGAAUUAUACCAAAAUAAUAAAUUAUUUAUUAAAAGUUUUGUAGACUGACACUUGAAGCUGUAGUCUCUACAUGGUCCAAUAUAGGUUCCAAAAAUAUUGUAUAAUGUCUUUAAUGUAAUUAUAAUUAAAAAUCGUAACUUUGUAAGUUGUAGUUUCAAUAAAUACUAUUUUAAUAGA